AUGGCGAAUCAAUCGAGCUCCAACACGUUCACUGCCAUCUCAAAUCCAUUAGAGCCAUCGCUUGACGUCAUUGCCUUGCAUGGAAUGAACUUGAAAGGCAAUUCAGGUCACGCGGAGAACACAUGGACACAUGAGAAUGGAGUCAACUGGCUUCGAAGUCUGUUGCCCAGGCGGCUUCCAUUCGCGAGAAUAUUGGCGUUCCAGUACAACGCCAAGGUGUCCUCUGGCAGCUCCAUAGCCGGUGUCAAAGCACAAUCAAUCAAUCUUCUAAACUGUCUCAAGAAUGCACGCAAGAUGAACGAAACAAGGCCGAUGAUCUUUAUCGCCCACAGUUUGGGAGGUGUCAUCGUCAAGGAAGCCCUAUCCAUGGCAUACGAAGAGCACAAGACUUAUCCAAUGAUAUGGAUGUUCACAUAUGGCAUUUUCUUUCUCGCUGUGCCCCAUAAGGGGUCACCUUUUGCCGCCUGGGGACAAAUACUGAGGAAUAUACUAUACAUGAAUGAGCCAAGUAAUUCUUUUCUCGAGAGUGUAACGGAGCAAUCCAACUACAACAAGGAGCUGAGUGCGAGAUUUGAGCAUCUUAUAGAAGCAUAUAAGGUCUACAGCUGGAUUGAGGGACUGAGUGUUGGUUACUUUGGCAUCGUAAGCCUAUUACUCCAGUUUUUCAAGGUUAAAGAACUCCUUCUAACAUGCUGUCAACAGAUCGUUCCAGAAGACUCGGCCAAGCUUGGUCUUUCGCCUGCUCAAGAGUUUUGCCGGGUGGCAGAUCGCGAUCAUAGGUCAAUCUGCAAGUUUUCAGGUGAUGAUGACCGGGAGUGGAUUGUACUCUCAGGGUGCCUGGGCGAUGCAGCGCGAGCCGCAGUUGAGUUCAGAGGCUACAGCCCGAUCAUGGCCGUUCGCAAAGCUAUGUUGGCAUCUUCUGAACUGGAAAAUAUUGCACAAUCACAGGUUCUCUUAUCUGAAGCAAUCGAAGAUGGUCAGAAUGUCAUUGACAGGGUAGACUACUUUCUUUCAGGUGAUGAGUACCGCAAAAGAGCCGAAGUUGCAGCAUCUGCAAGAAACGAUAACAUAACGCUUGCAACGUGGUUCUUGGCUCUGAUGUCGCCGUUGUUCGCUUCUGAAUUCCUGGCAGGCAUUGUGAUUGCUGCCAUAGUGGCGCUGCUGCCAAGCAAAGAAAACGCUCUGGAGAAGGGUUCCCAGGGCCAAGAGAAUGAACAAAGGAUUAUUGAGGUAGAGUCUUGGGCGAUUGAGAGGCUCGGUGGGCAUCUUCAAAAUGUUUUGCGGAGCUCGAGUGCGGUUCGACAUGCCAUUCGCUAUCAGGAGCUUGAAGAACAGAACGAAAGAUUGGCUCUCGAAUUGAACCAUGCCCAAUAUUUGCAGAACAGGCUACAGCAGCAGAUCAGUCUCAUUACAGACGACCUAUACGAGCGGCACGGGUCUCGAAACAUGGCUGAAUAUGUCUGUGUCGGCAUUGAGAAAGUGCGGACAGAGGCGGCCGGUAAAACUAAGCAACAGUUUUACUUUUAUGCGAUCGAAACAAUCAAGGAGGAGAAGGAAAAGGCAGAGGGAAAAGGUUGGUACGACUGGUGUUGGAAUGGGUUUCCUUGGAAUCAGUGA
Colletotrichum gloeosporioides is the source of this 1617-nucleotide messenger RNA. RefSeq names its product Protein SERAC1. The coding region runs from base 1 to 1617 and encodes 538 amino acids. The transcript has 4 exons. The record is from RefSeq and is a predicted model, not a curated record. Lineage: Eukaryota; Fungi; Ascomycota; Sordariomycetes; Glomerellales; Glomerellaceae.